Meriones unguiculatus (Mongolian gerbil) is the source of this 3989-nucleotide messenger RNA. It is a transcript of the gene Tmem174, whose product is annotated as transmembrane protein 174. The coding region runs from base 72 to 803 and encodes 243 amino acids. Lineage: Eukaryota; Metazoa; Chordata; Mammalia; Rodentia; Muridae. The record is from RefSeq and is a predicted model, not a curated record. The transcript is spliced from 2 exons.
ACUAACCGGAGCCUGUGCUCCCCCCUCUCAGUCUCCGUUUCCUUCCAUGUUGGACAGUGGUGUGAGGAGCCAUGGAGCACGGCAGCAAUCACCCAGAGGAUUUCCCGCUUAACGUGUUCUCUGUCACUCCGUACACUCCCAGCACCGCCGACAUCCAGGUGUCCGAUGACGACAAGGCAGGGGCGACUUUGCUCUUCUCAGGCAUCUUUCUAGGACUGGUGGGGAUCACGUUCACUGUCAUGGGCUGGAUCAAGUACCAGGGAGUCUCCCACUUUGAAUGGACCCAGCUCCUCGGGCCCAUCCUCCUGUCAGUCGGAGUGACGUUCAUCCUGAUCGCUGUGUGCAAAUUCAAAAUGCUAUCCUGCCAGUGGUGCACAGAAAACGAGGAAAGGGUUCUGGACGCGGACCAGACUUCGGGAGGACAGUCGUUCGUUUUCACCGGCAUCAACCAGCCCAUCACCUUCCAUGGGGCUACCGUGGUCCAGUACAUUCCUCCUCCUUACGGCUCCCAGGAGCCCCUGGGGAUGAACGCUGCCUACCUGCAGCCCAUGAUGGGCCCUUGCGGUCUUGCGCCCUCUGGCGGAGCAGUGGCUGCCACCCCAAGUCCCCCUCAGUACUACACCAUCUACCCUCAAGACAAUGCUGCGUUUGUGGAGAGUGAGGGCUUCCCUCCUUUCGUGGGUGUUGGAAACGACAGGCCCAGCUCUGCUGCUGACCAGCUAGAAGAAACGCAGAUGGAAGACGAGGACUGUGUGCGCUUCUCUCCUCCCCCUUACGAGGAGAUUUACUCCCUCCCUCGCUAGGGACUGCAGUGCUAGGGGAAAGGACAUUUAAGUCAUCAUGACGUGAUUCGUGGAGCGGUUUUAUGUUGUGGUCUUCAGAAGUUAGAUGCCAGAGCAGCUCAGGCAACCUUACAGAUGUCAUUCAAGGUGGGGGAAAAAAGUGUCCCAAGAUUGCUAAAUUAAGCUGCCCCCAGGCGAUCCCUGUGCUACAGGUUUGAAUUUCAGCUAAGAAAUCCUGCGCAGGUGGAGAGCUACUCAGUGGUAGGGUGAUUGUGGAACAUUCUCAGUGCCAUGGAUUUGAUCUCUAGUGCCAGAAACCAAAACCAAAACCCUAAACAAGACCUCUUUACAUAAAGUCCAGAAGGAAAAUGUCACCCUUUCCCUCACUCGGACCCUGUCUCCAUUUGAAGGCAUUAGCGUCUUAGGAGUUUCAACUCCAGCAGCCAUGGCAGCAUUCAGACUGGGGAAAGCGGGGCUGGCAAGGAGGGGGUGGGGAAGGGAGCUCACACAGAGAUUUCCCUGCACAUGCUGGACCUCCCACUGCAGAGCUACUUAUCCCCAGCAACUUGGUUGCUAUCUGGUCUCCCUUGAAGCCCUUGAUCUUGAAAAGUCUGUAAAAGAAAUAAAGGGGAAAAGCGCUAAAAAAAAAAAAAAAAAAAAAAAAUUGAAUAGAUAGAGAGUGGAGUAAAAUAAUGCCUCAUGUUAGAACAGUAUUAGAUAGCUGAUGAGACAGUGUGGGAGGACUAAUGAUAGGUAAUGAAUAAAUUCAUAUGCUGUCACCAAGUUACAGUGACUCCUGUUGCUGUUGUUUUCUUCUGCAAGGUUGAAGUUCAAGGAACUGGGGCAGGCUGCUGGUCCCCCAGGCCGUGCUCUGCAGCAUGAACUAGCUCAGCCCAGUGGCUCAGGAGACCCAGGUACUUGUCUGUUAGGUCCACAGAGUCAAGCUGCCAUGUCACGGCGCCGUGUGAAUCACAGAGGUGGUCCCCACAGUGAGAAGAGCUCACCUUUGUCAGAGCACAGGAAGCUGACAGCCUUUGUCUGAACCGCGCCACCAACAACCAGAACGCAGUUGGAGACUUAGGGAGAUGUCUAAAAGUUUUAAAGGAAAAAAAUUAGUUUUACAAAGAUAAAGGGCCAUUCAAGGUAAAGGCGGUGUCCCUAAGGAAGACAUGGGAAUCAGCAGGUCUUUAAGGCUUUGGUACUGUAGAAUUACUUUUAUUUUUCUAUCAGAAGUGUCUAGUUUUUCAAGGAUAUCAGUAAAAUAAUCUUGGUUUGUUAUUGUGAUUCAUAUUAUGCCUUAGGGACAAAAGCCUUUAUAAUCAUUGUUCACACUGAUAAGAAGUAACAGAAAACCAGAGGUUUCUGUACUUGGCAUAUUGACUUUCUAUACAACAUGCUCCUGAAAUCCUGGACACUCGCUGUGUAGGCUGUCCUUGAAUUCCCCACAUGCUUAUGUAGACCCGAUUGGGCUGAAACACGCAGAGAUCUGCCUGCCUUUGCUUCCAUGUAAGCUGAGAUUAAAGCGUGUACCACCACAACCAGCAAAUCCCCAAUUCUUAGUUAAGGGUUUUGCAGUGAAGGGCCACUGCCUUUAGGGAGGAGUUGGGAGACAGGAUGUGAUAGAGCAUCAUUAAUGGUAUGCUGCUGACAAACAUCCUGCCUCCCUUACCCCAUCUCUUCCCAUCCUUACCUGUCCUUUCAUAGUUAUGAUUUGAGUCUAAUGAGCUGCAAAAGGAAAGUGUCAGAAAAAGGCCUUUGUGCAGAGCUGGGUUGGACAAGGUAGACAGUUGUCUUGAUCUUGCUGGGAGAGGCAUAGGUUCAGGAACAUGGACCUCUGGGGGUUCAGCUCCAGGCGUCAUAGUCAUUUAACACCACUGUUCCAGUCCCUAGGCCAACAUAAAUGUUGUCUGUGCCUGCUGCUUCAGGACUAACGCUGAACUAAUGCUUAUGUAGCAUGCACAGAGCCCUGAGUUUGACCCCCACCACUAUGUACACUGGUCACAGUGGUCCAUGUCUGCCAUCCGAGCACUCUGGAGCAGAAGGAUCAGAAGUUCAAAGUUAUUCUCUGAGGCCAGCCUGGUACACAUGAGUGUCUAUUGCAAAAGAAAGACAAGGCUGGGAAUGGUUUUUCAAGCUGCAUAUGCUUGUUGGGCAUCUGCUUUGUUCUGGCAUGGCAGCCAAGACACCAGAAGAUAUUUGUGAAAAACCAAACCAAGGAGAGAGCAGAGGGAGCUCUGCUCUCAGAGCGCUCCAGGCCUGUGGAGAAGCAGGCCUGUGGGGAAGCAGACACUGGUUCCUUUUCUCCAUUAUGUUUUGAUUAUUUUUGGAUUUUUAUGAGAGAUACUGGAGAAGUAGAGUCAGGACCGUUUCCUUGUGUGACCCCAGGAAGCGCUGUGCAAAUGACCAGUCAGGCUCCUGGUGUUGGUCAGGGAAUGAGGACUAUGCAGGGACCUAAAGGAAGGUUCAUAUUUACUAGAAAAGGAAGAGAGGACAGCACACACAGAGAGAGGAUCUUGGCAAAGCAGCGUGGGAAGUGACAGAAAAGGCACUGUGUAGACUGGGGAAACUGACCUGCUCACCUGCUACUCUAGCCCUUAUUACGCAAGAGAGUAACCUCCCUAAUUUUCUUGCUGUAAGACAAUCCCCGUGCACUCUAUUUUUGUAUUUGGGAGUGGCUGAAGCUGAAAGAUGGGAAACACACUUAGGGACACUUGGCUUGUGACUUGGUCCUUGCUUGGACUCCUGGUCAGCCAGGGUAUGUUCCCAACAGUUUCUGGUUGCUGUCUAGAUGGCUGCCUUUGAUCUUUCUCUAAUCUUAUCAUGGUGAACGUGAGCCUGAUCUAGGGACAGGGGCUGGAGCCAGUCUCCUCCUUUGCUGUCUCCUCCUUAGAUGAUUUGUCAGGGAGGCAGCCUGGCUUUGGGCACACACUGAAGGAGUUCAGUGUCCAGCUUGCCAAGUGUUUAGACUUUGUGUCAAAACAUUUGGGAAGACAGAGAAAUAUUUUGUUUUUAUCUUUUUGGAAUAAAACCACUCUAUCCUAAGUAACCAACAAAGAGUAACUUUCUAUGGUUUAAGGGAGCACACAAUUGUUUGCCCAGCUCCCUAAUUCUACACCAUCUCAGGGAACUUCUAUACAGUUAGAAUAGUCUUUUUUGGCCAUCUUGAGGCAGUGACACUGUUGCUAAUAAAGAGACAUUUAACUUAUA